Molecule: messenger RNA, 1122 nt
Organism: Neoarthrinium moseri
Lineage: Eukaryota; Fungi; Ascomycota; Sordariomycetes; Amphisphaeriales; Apiosporaceae
Exons: 1
Coding region: 1-1122 (373 amino acids)
Source: RefSeq, a predicted model, not a curated record
AUGAAGUCCUCAGUUCUGAAUUGGGCUUUGUCAGCCUCAACCGUCGUGGGAUAUCCUACAUUGUCAAAACCCAGCUCCCUCGUCGUGACCGAAGCACCACAGUCUCUUCGGCCCUAUGUUAUCCGUCGAGGUGAUGGGCUGACCUCGAGCAUGGGCAACCAGGUCUACCGAUUCCCCGUCACCGGCAACUCCUCUGGUGGAGCUUUCACAAUAUUGCAGGCCAAUGCCCCGAACUCUGCCUCUAUCGGUGUGCUCCCCCACCUCCAUAAGUUACAUUACGAAAACUUCUAUGUCAACAAGGGGCGAGCGCAACUAUGGGCUCAGACGGCGGACAUGGACGAGCAACAAACCAGGGUGAUGCAGGCAGGCGACUACGGCUGUGUUCCGCACAACACCAAGCACGCAUACCAGUUCGAGGAUCCGGACACGGAAUUUACUGUUGCCAUUCAACCUGGCGGAUUCGAAGCACUCUUUUUGGCCAUAUCAGGAGGAGAAUACAAGUCUAUAAUCGGGUCCGAGUUCAUCACAGAACAGAAGAAUGACUCGUCCACUGGCGUAACGCCUGAGCUGGCUGCCAUGCUAGAAGUAUACGACUCAUGGAUCGAGCCGAAUUUUGUGCCGCGUCAAGAUUCUGUCAAUGGCAUCGCUGGUUCCGGCAACUGGCACAACGGAAGCAACGAGCUGGCAGCCGAUGAGUUCACGCCGAACUUCAUCGCUAAGAACUACGGCCCCAAAUACCUCAACAGCGAGGGGGGCAUAUACACCAUCAUUGCUCCUCUUGCCACCGGGAAGCAGACUGCCAACAACUUGACGGAAGGAACGAUGACGCUGAGCAAGAAGCUGGCGAAUCAGACCGCUCCAGUCGCGACGGUCCCCGUACAUACGGCCUUCCAAAUGCAGGAAGGCCAGCUGCUCGUGACUAUCGGUGGCGAGUCUGAAUUUCUGGAGACAGGCGACGUCGUCUUUGUUCCCGGCAACACGACCUUCUCUUACUUCUCCACGGUGGCAUUCACGCAGUUCUUGUACGUGAGCGCCGGUGUCGGCGGGCUAGACGAGCAGCUUCUUGCGAAUAGCGUUGACUGGGACUAUGCAACGUUCCCACAGUACCCGCCGUCUAAUUGA